AUGACCGAGUCCACACCAGCACAGUCCCUGCUCAACAUCAAUGCUCUGCUGGACAACCCCGUCUUCGCCGGCGGCUUCGGCCUCGCCUCCCUCGGCGCCGCCCUGGCCUUUGCGCGACGGGGCGCGCUCACUACCGCGGGCAUGAUCCGGCGCCGCAUGCUCGUCAACGUUGAGAUCAGCCAGCAGGACCCGGCCUACCCGUGGAUCCUCGCAUGGCUCUCGGAACCGCGCCCGCAGACCUCGUUCCUCGCGAAGCGCCUCACCCGCAUCAACAAGCUCUCCGUCUCGACCGCCACCAGCAGCACCCCGAACGGCGCCACCAAGGCCAGCUUCUUCCUGCAGCCCGGCUACGGCCGCCAUAUCGUCAAGUACAAACAUGCCUAUAUCGCCGUCAGUAGGGAGAAGCAGUCGACUGCCAAGACGAAUACGGGCGAGCCCCACGAGACGGUUGAGCUCACGACGCUGUACGCGCACAGACAUAUCUUCGAGGACAUAUUCACCGAGGCGCGGGGUCUGGCGCUGCAGGCGAACGAGGGCAAGACGGUUGUAUACUCUGUACGCAACUUUGAUUGGGUACCUUUAGGUGAGCCACGGAGGAAGCGGCCUUUGGGCAGCGUCAUUCUCGACGAGGGCGUGAAGGAAGGCAUCGUGAAUGAUGCCAGAGACUUCCUCGAACGUCGGCAGUGGUAUGUCGAUCGUGGGAUACCAUAUCGCCGGGGCUAUCUGCUUUACGGACCUCCUGGUAGCGGUAAGACCUCCUUCAUUCAAGCUCUAGCUGGCGAGCUUGACUUCAGUGUGGCCAUGAUCAACCUGAGCGAGGUCGGAGUGACGGACGACAAGCUCGCUUUUCUCCUUACGAAACUUCCUGAACGGACGAUUGUGCUGCUAGAGGAUGCUGAUUCCGCAUUCGUGAAUCGGAGGAAACGCGAUGCAGAUGGAUACGGCGGGGCCACCGUCACAUUCUCCGGCUUGUUGAAUGCCCUGGAUGGCCUCUCAGCUAGUGAAGAGAGGAUUGCAUUCCUGACCACCAACCACGUCGAACUCCUAGACCCCGCCUUGAUAAGGCCUGGACGAGUAGACAUGACGGUCCGCAUCGGGGAAGCCACCAGAUAUCAGGCGGCUCAGAUGUGGGACAGGUUCUACGGAGACAUAGACACCGACGGGUCCAACAGGGAACGGUUCUUGGCCCGACUCGACGGGCUAGGACUGUUCGUCGACUUAAAUGAAGGCGAAGCGCUGCCUCGAACCAGCACUGCCGCCAUCCAGGGACUGUUCUUGUUUAACAAGAACGACAUGGAGGGAGCCAUCGCUAUGGCCGAGGGACUGAUUCCGCCCAAGUUGGAAGCGGAGAAGUAG
Molecule: messenger RNA, 1356 nt
Organism: Anthostomella pinea
Lineage: Eukaryota; Fungi; Ascomycota; Sordariomycetes; Xylariales; Xylariaceae
Source: the annotation of a GenBank genome assembly